AUAAAAUUCGAAAGAGCUCAAACAUUUUCGAUUUUCGCACUAACCGCUCCUUUCAGAUUCGUGCUUCCUUCACUUUUUCCGACAAAGCAUUCUACCGGAGAAAUCCUCCCAAAAACCUUGAAGAACGAUGGCGAGCGAGCCUCCGCAACCGUCAUCUUCUUCGUCGCCGUCAUCUCCUCCGGCAGCGGGAAGCAGCGCCGGCGAGUCGUACAUCGGGAGCUUCAUCAGUCUGAUAUCCAAGUACGAGAUCCGAUAUGAAGGUGUUCUUUAUUAUCUUAACCCUGGUGAUUCCACGCUUGGUCUCAAGAACGUAAGGUCAUGUGGCACAGAGGGGAGGAAGAAAGAUGGUCCUCAAAUUCCUCCAAGUGAUAAGGUGUACGAGUACAUUCUUUUUCGUGGAAAUGAUAUCAAGGAUCUACAAGUAAAAUCCCCUCCGUCUGCACAGUCAAAACAGGAGAUUCCGAGGGGCCAAGAUAUCACUCAGCCAGGUUAUUCUCAGCCAGCUAUGAUUCCAUCGGAUCCUGGUUCCGUUGACAGUUGCGGUUUGGUCAAAUCACCAGAAUGGAUGGAUACGCCUGCUGUGACCAGUAAACCUUUUCCUGCUACACAACAUCUAGCAGCGCCUUUAAGCUUUUCGCCUCCAUCAUCAGCUGAUGCAAGGAGUCUGAUAGAAUCAUUGCCAACCUUGAUUGGUCCAUCAAAUAAUUUUCAGGCUACUCAAACCAAUUUUGUUUCUUCUAUGCCUAUGCCUUCAUUUAUGCAAGGACAUAUAGGAGCUCCAGCCAGUGGUUGUCUUCCUAUGAUGCACAAACCUGUUUCCUCUCCCCCAGUGAUGCAGGAACAGCUGCCCCUGACGGAUCCUUAUUCCUCCCCAAUUCUGGGAAUUGUCAAUGAUACAUCACAUCUUGUUACACGUGCAUCUGAUCCUCUUGCUAACCCGCCAUAUGCCAAUUCUUCAUUCGUUGCUCAACCACUACUAUCUGCGUCUGCACCAAUCAGCCUGUCAUCGUUUCCUGCAUCUAUUCAGGGCAGUUGCUCCACUGGUUCCCAGGUUUUUGGCAAAGUCUAUGACUCUGCAUUUAGCCAGCCGACCCAGUUCACAUCUUAUGAGUUACCGGUUGAGAACCCCAGUCUUUCUCCUGUCAAUCAGAGUCCAUUGUUCACUUCACAUCAGUUCUUGGGAACGGAGCAUUUACUUCAAUCUACAGAACAGCCAUUCCCCCAUAGGCAAAUUGUGGGCGGGCGUGGAGACAUGGUUGCUGCAACAAAACCAAUAUCAGUGGAUGUGCUGUCACGAAGUCCUGCCAUUGUUAAUCAAACACCGUUGCUACCCCUUCCAGUUUCAGUUCAGCAGUCUCAUAAACAUAGUUCUAGCAUUCAGUUUACAGAAGAAUUUGAUUUUGAGGCGAUGAAUGAGAAGUUCAAGAAAGAUGAAGUGUGGGGUUUUCUCGGUAAGAAUAAGCUUGGGGAUCAAACAUAUGACCGAGAGGAUACAGCAGUUAAGCCGAGCUCAGAAGGGAAAGCAAAGCCUGCAUAUAAUAAGGAUGAUUUCUUUGACACGAUCUCACGCAAUACAAUUAAUCGUGGUGCAAGAAGUGGACACUCUCACUAUUCUGGCCGGAUGAGGCAUGAUAACGAGACAUUUGGAAAUGUUCAAGGCAGGCCUCAGCUACAACCAGGCGAUGGAGGAUAUCUUACUGAGCAUGCCAAUUACAGAGGUGGACAUAACUCGGGUGUGGGUUACGGCUACUAUGGUGGAAGGGGCCAUGUUAGAAACACACAUUUCUGAGUUUCUGUGUUCCUCAAGAGGUUGUUGGUUGGUGGCAUGCCCCCCUUGCGUCUUUCAUCUCAAGCUGGUUGAACCUUUACUUUUCUCAUGAAUCGAGAAUUCGGGUAAACGCUUUUUAGGGUUACUGCAUGUCAAGAUUUUCAAACUGAUCUUUUGGCAUAUCAUGGCAAGUUCAUGUUCUUUUUUUUUUUGUCUGAUGAGCUAGCCACUUUCCCUUCAAACAUUGGAGAAAGUUAUUGCCCCUGUAGAGAAACUAGUUUUGCUCUAUAUAUAUACACGACAUUUGUAUGCGGA
Molecule: messenger RNA, 2083 nt
Organism: Tarenaya hassleriana
Lineage: Eukaryota; Viridiplantae; Streptophyta; Magnoliopsida; Brassicales; Cleomaceae
Product: decapping 5-like protein
Exons: 7
Coding region: 128-1789 (553 amino acids)
Biological process (GO): cytoplasmic stress granule assembly; P-body assembly
Cellular component (GO): P-body
Molecular function (GO): mRNA binding
Source: RefSeq, a predicted model, not a curated record